This is a messenger RNA of Dipodomys ordii (Ord's kangaroo rat), 315 nucleotides long. It is a transcript of the gene Ncmap, whose product is annotated as noncompact myelin associated protein. Gene Ontology annotation, biological process: regulation of myelination; peripheral nervous system myelin formation. Gene Ontology annotation, molecular function: structural constituent of myelin sheath. NCBI's taxonomy places the organism in Eukaryota, Metazoa, Chordata, Mammalia, Rodentia, Heteromyidae. The transcript has 2 exons. The record is from RefSeq and is a predicted model, not a curated record. The coding region runs from base 1 to 315 and encodes 104 amino acids. Gene Ontology annotation, cellular component: plasma membrane; paranode region of axon; Schmidt-Lanterman incisure.
AUGACCACAGCCACAACUUUGGGAGAUGCUGUCUUCUCCUUGAACAUGACCACCAGGGGAGAAGACUUCCUGUAUAAGAGGAUCUACACUAAUCUUGUCACCAGCCCUGUAGCCACUGAGCCUGCUUCCCACCACCCAGGAGGGAAGACACUUAGCCACGUGUUCCUGUCUCAUUACAGGAGAAUGAGGACCAGGCGAGAACUGGAGCCCAAGGGCCCCAAGCCAGCUACCCCUCCCGCCGUAGACCCCAACAGCCAACAGCAGCCUGCAACUGUGACCUUCAGUCCUGUAGACCUGCCCUCGGAGACUCGGUGA